Molecule: messenger RNA, 435 nt
Organism: Microthlaspi erraticum
Lineage: Eukaryota; Viridiplantae; Streptophyta; Magnoliopsida; Brassicales; Brassicaceae
Source: the annotation of a GenBank genome assembly
AUGAUACAGAGCAUGGCUUCAGUCGUCAAGUUCAAUGUCCCCACAGCAGAGCUCAAACAUCUCAACGGCGAGAUUCUCAGCCCGAUCACGAAUCAUUCAACAGUGGUACUGAUGAUAGGAUUUGUGUACUGUGAUGAUAGGAUGUGUGUGAAAGAUAUGAAUGAGAUGUGGUGGAAUGCAACAGUGGUAUAUGAUGAGGUGCUCGAUCGAGUUGAGUUGAGGAACUCGACCGGAUGGUCGAGUAGGUGGUCGAGCUGGUCUUCAAGAUGGCUUCCUCCUUCUUCCUUUGCGUAUCCAGUUGAGCUGCGUCCAUGCACCAAGUCCUUCCAUGCUCCUCACGUCCCAUAUGCUCCAAAAUGCUCCAAAAGACCUAUUUCAAAGGACCAAACAUGCAUAUGUAUGCAAAUGCAACCUAAAACUACUAUGAAUGCAUAA